Messenger RNA from Chrysoperla carnea, 893 nucleotides. It is a transcript of the gene Rap2l, whose product is annotated as ras-related protein Rap-2b. Gene Ontology annotation, biological process: Rap protein signal transduction; negative regulation of cell migration. NCBI's taxonomy places the organism in Eukaryota, Metazoa, Arthropoda, Insecta, Neuroptera, Chrysopidae. Bases 187 to 732 code for a protein of 181 amino acids. The record is from RefSeq and is a predicted model, not a curated record. Gene Ontology annotation, molecular function: GTPase activity; GDP binding; GTP binding. The transcript has a single exon. Gene Ontology annotation, cellular component: plasma membrane.
CAGUCAAGAUUGGUCAAGAUGGCGAGAGAAGUUUCAUUUCAAUUAUGAUUCAGGUUGUUUUGAAUUAUUGCACUGAUUUUUAAAUAAUUAAUAUCAAAUAAAUACUAAUUGAUAAGUGUUUGUGAAUAUACAUGUAAAUAAAAUUCCAGUGCUGUGUGAUUUGUUAUAAUUGUAAAUUCAUAAAAAAUGCGUGAGUUUAAAGUAGUUGUGUUGGGUUCGGGUGGAGUUGGAAAAAGUGCAUUGACGGUACAAUUUGUUUCCGGUUGUUUUAUGGAAAAAUAUGAUCCAACAAUUGAAGAUUUUUAUCGUAAAGAAAUUGAAGUAGACAAUUCACCAUGUGUGCUUGAAAUAUUAGAUACAGCUGGAACUGAACAAUUUGCUAGUAUGAGAGAUCUGUAUAUUAAAAAUGGUCAAGGAUUCGUUGUUGUAUACAGUUUGACCAAUCAUCAAACCUUUCAGGAUAUACGUAGUAUGAAGGAAUUAAUAACUAGGGUAAAAGGUUCUGAACGUGUACCCAUUUUAUUGGUCGCAAAUAAAGUCGAUUUAGAACAUCAGCGUGAAGUUUCAUAUGUUGAAGGUAAUAAUUUGGCUCAGAAUUGGGGAUGCCCAUUUGUGGAAGCUAGUGCCAAGAAUCGAACAAAUGUGAAUGAAGUGUUCGCUGAAAUUGUUCGUGAAAUGAAUGUUAGUCCAGAAAAACAACCAACAAAUUAUUGUUGCUGUACUGUGCUUUAAUAUACAAUUAUUUAUUUCAUGUUUUAAACACACAAACUUCAUAACUUAGUUUUUACAUUGAUUUCAUUUUUUAACAAUUCAAAUAACCAAUUUAUUAUUUUAUUAUUAUAAAAUACUCAAACAACGUUUAAAAGAAGAUGAAGAUGAAGAAGAAGUCGUCA